GCAAACCUCACUGUAAGCCACACAUUUGCUGAUAUCUGUGGAGGUGCAAAGAAGAACUCCCACAAAAGCAGGGUCGUAGUUCAGAGUUUGUGGCUGAACUUCAGGACAGGAUGACACAACCUCCCCUCAGAGAGUGGAAAACUGGUCUUUUUGACUGCUGUGUAGAUUGCAAUACUUGUUGCUAUGGCUUCUGGUGCUGGCCUUGCCUUGCCUGUUCUGUUUCAGGAUUAUUUGGUGAGAACCAGUGUCUGCCUUUAUGUGACAUUCUGACUCCUGCUGCUCUUCUAGCCUGUGGGAUUCCUUUUGUUGUCCCCCCUGCGGCAAUAUCUUUGAGGGCUUCCAUUCGCCACAAAUAUCAUAUAAAGGGAUCCCUCUGUGAAGACAUGGCAAUUUCCUGUUUCUGUCUCUGGUGCUCCUGGUGUCAGAUGCAUCGUGAGAUAAAGAAUGGAGCUCCUGUCACUGUGGUGCAGCAGCCCACGCAACACACUACUGUGGUCAACGUKCAGRCUAAUCCUGUCAUGAUGGUUAAUCAAAACUCUAAUCCACCUCCUGCUCAAAUCCCUGCUCAAAACCAGUCUAUGUUUCAAAACUCCCCUCAAAGCCCUUMUUGGUUUCAGAACCCUCCUCAGUAYCCUGGUGGUAAUCAAAUCCCUCAAAAUCCUGUUGGGUAUCCAAACCCUCCUCAAUAUUCCACAGACCCAAAACCCUUUUAAAAGUCCUAAAGCUUAGAACAUCUGAACAAAAUUGUGGAAAAUGUAAGUUUCUYUGAUCAUUCAUGAUCAUGUUGGUUUAUAAUGGGAUUCUUCACUCUAUCCAAAGUAUCAAUUAACUGCCAAUACUUCCAAAAAAAGCGUUGAAUUUGAGUUGUUUGAGKUCAYAUGUGUAUUUMCUUUAUUAUAAACUUUGCAUGACUACUUUAUUAAUUUGAAAUGGAAAAUGUUGUUAAACAAAUUGAUUUAAACACAACAUCAAUAAUAAAAUGAUAAAUAAAAACUGA
Molecule: messenger RNA, 997 nt
Organism: Poecilia reticulata (guppy)
Lineage: Eukaryota; Metazoa; Chordata; Actinopteri; Cyprinodontiformes; Poeciliidae
Source: RefSeq, a predicted model, not a curated record